AUGGCGAACAUCAACAUCAAGAUAAUAUCCGACACCGUCUGCCCAUGGUGCUACGUGGGCAAGAAGCGGCUCGACAGGGCCAUCGACUUGUAUCGCAAGGUGUACCCGGGCGGCAAGGACGACACCUUCACCAUCAGCUGGCACCCCUUCUACCUGGACCCGACGUCGCCGACGGUCGGGGUCCCGGUGCUGGAGCGGAUGGCGCAGCGGUUCGGGGCGGACCGGGUGGCGGCGAUGCAGCAGCGGCUGACGCUGAUCGGGCGCGAGGAGGGCAUCACCUUCAGCUUCGCCGGCAAGCUCGGCAACACGCGCGACUCCCACCGCGUCAUCCAGCUCGGCAAGACCAAGGGCCCCGACGCCGAGAGCCGCGUCGUCCUCGAGCUCUUCCGCUCCUACUUCGAGGGCGACGGCGACAUCACCUCCCACGACACCCUGAUCGCCGCCGCCGAGAAGGCCGGCAUCGACCGCGCCGAGGUCAAGGACUGGCUCGACUCUGGCAAGGGCGGCCCCGAGGUCGACCGCGAGGUCCAGGAGGCCUACGCCAACGACAUCCACGGCGUGCCCCACUACACCAUCCAGGGCAAGUACGAGGUCGAUGGCGCCCAGGAUCCCCAGGCGUUCCUCGAGGCCUUCGCGAAGGCCAGGCAAGGGAAUUGA
This is a messenger RNA of Durotheca rogersii, 657 nucleotides long. RefSeq names its product DSBA oxidoreductase. The record is from RefSeq and is a predicted model, not a curated record. Gene Ontology annotation, molecular function: oxidoreductase activity. The coding region runs from base 1 to 657 and encodes 218 amino acids. The transcript is spliced from 2 exons. Lineage: Eukaryota; Fungi; Ascomycota; Sordariomycetes; Xylariales; Xylariaceae.